This is a messenger RNA of Pygoscelis adeliae (Adelie penguin), 2255 nucleotides long. It is a transcript of the gene PYROXD1, whose product is annotated as pyridine nucleotide-disulphide oxidoreductase domain 1. The transcript has 15 exons. Gene Ontology annotation, biological process: DNA integration. Gene Ontology annotation, molecular function: nucleic acid binding; flavin adenine dinucleotide binding; oxidoreductase activity. The coding region runs from base 1 to 1917 and encodes 638 amino acids. Lineage: Eukaryota; Metazoa; Chordata; Aves; Sphenisciformes; Spheniscidae. The record is from RefSeq and is a predicted model, not a curated record.
AUGGCGUUUAUUGAUAGUCUGAAGCUCAGCCAACUCAACAUUCUGGGCCAAAGGCGAAGGUACCCGGUGAAGAAGACUAUGAAUCUUCCUCCAAAAGACCCCAAUAGACGACCACCAGACGACAAUUAUAUUGGACCCUUACUAAAAACGCAGGGAUUACAGAACAUACUGGUGAUGGUAGAUACAUAUACCAGCUACGUUGCCGUGUCCCCAGCUGCACAUGCCGACCAGAGAGGAACGCUGAAAGGCCUGUGGUUACUUAGCCAGUGGAUAGGCCCACCUGCCUGCAUCCAGUCGGACAAUGGGUCUCAUUUUAGAGGUCAAAUGGUCCAACAGUGGGCGGCCGAGCACGAAGGACACAGGAACUACUACGUGGAGCCUCACAGUAUUGCUUUUGAUCUCUGCAUGCUGUAUAUCAGUGAACAAGAAGUGCUGGACGUGUCUGCCCUCCAGCAGCACCAAAGCUCCUCUUCAUCUACUACAUCGCAUAACCGGACUCUGGCCAUGGAAUUCCCAUCAGAAGACAUUUUUUUAAUGACAACUUCUCCAGUUAUAAAAGCUGUAACGAAUUUCAAACAGGUCUCCAAAACACUUGAGGAAUUUGAUGUAGAAGAGCAACCAAGCUCUCUGUUAGAAAGACGAUAUCCCAAUAUUAAAGUUAUACAGUCUGGAGUAAAACAAUUGAAAAGUGAUGAACAUAAAAUUUUCACUGAAGAUGGGAAAGAAUAUAUGUAUGAAAAACUUUGCCUGUGUGCUGGAGCAAAACCAAAAUUAAUUUUUGAAGGAAACCCAUAUGUGUUAGGAAUCCGGGAUACUGACAGUGCACAGGCUUUUCAGAAGAAUUUGGCUCAAUCUGAGAGAAUAGUAGUGGUAGGAAAUGGUGGGAUUGCACUUGAAUUGGUGUAUGAAAUUCACGGCUGUGAAGUAAUCUGGGCUAUCAAAGACAAAGCCAUCGGGAACACUUUUUUUGAUGCAGGAGCAGCUGAAUUUCUCACUCCAAAGCUAACUGCUGAAAAACGAGAGACUCCAAUUGAAUGUAAAAGAACCAAAUAUACAAUGGAAGGAAGUGAGGAAAAAGAAAGACGUAGAGCAGCAUCUGACAAACCGGGCAGUGCCUUAGGCCCCGAUUGGCAUGAGGGCUUAUGUCUUAAAGGGACUAAAGAGUUUUCUCAUAAAGUACAUAUUGAAACACUAUGUGAAGUAAAGAAAAUAUACUUACAGCAAGAAUUUAUACAACUGCAACGGACUUCUUUGACUUUUCCUAAGGAAGAGAAAAAUGUAGAACCAGACAAGGUGCUAUGGCCUGUAUAUGUGGAAUUAACUAAUGGAAAAAUUUAUGGAUGCGAUUUCAUUGUCAGUGCAACUGGAGUUGUGCCAAAUGUUAAACCAUUUCUUGAUGGCAAUAACUUUGCUGUAGGUGAAGAUGGAGGUCUUAAUGUAGAUAAACACAUGCGCACAUCCCUGCCAGAUAUAUAUGCAGCUGGAGAUAUCUGCACGGCGUCGUGGGAACCUAGUCCCGUGUGGCAUCAGAUGAGACUGUGGACUCAAGCUAGGCAGAUGGGAUGGUAUGCAGCAAAAUGCAUGGUAGCAGAUACUUUAGGGGAAUCUAUUGAUAUGGAUUUCAGCUUUGAACUAUUCGCCCAUGUUACAAAAUUUUUCAAUUACAAGGUGGUGGUAUUGGGGAAAUACAACGCUCAAGGCUUGGGUUUAGACCAUGAACUCAUGCUGAGGUGUACCAAGGGACAAGAGUAUGUUAAAGUCGUGAUGCAGAAUGGCCGAAUGAUGGGAGCUGUGCUGAUUGGUGAAACGGACUUGGAAGAAACCUUCGAAAACUUAAUUUUAAAUCAGAUGGAUCUUUCAGCCUAUGGUGAAGAUCUCCUGAAUCCAGAUAUUGAUAUAGAAGAUUAUUUUGAUUGAACAAAACCCCGUUUUGACACCAAGUAAUGUGUCUUAUAAAACUGUUUCCUCAGGAUUACCAGAAAUGAGGGAUAAAUGCAAUUCCUUAUUAAGAUUUUGCGUUGAUUUUGUCAAAAUACUGACCGGCAAAUUAAAUUGAUCUGUGUAGAAAUGCAGCCACAAAAGCAAGUGGAUUAGUGUCAGCAAAGAGUUUUCAUCUAGAUUAGAUGAGCGUGUUGGGAACAGGGCUAGAACAGUCUUAAAAAAUGGGCUUCGCUGCACUGUUAAGGUAGCACUGCAUUCACUUGAAUGCGAGGUAGCCUUUGCUUUUUAAAAGUAAAUAAAACGUGUUAAAUCCC